This is a messenger RNA of Lepidothrix coronata (blue-crowned manakin), 1601 nucleotides long. RefSeq names its product leucine rich repeat containing 73 (gene LRRC73). The transcript has 6 exons. The record is from RefSeq and is a predicted model, not a curated record. Bases 307 to 1218 code for a protein of 303 amino acids. Gene Ontology annotation, molecular function: protein binding. NCBI's taxonomy places the organism in Eukaryota, Metazoa, Chordata, Aves, Passeriformes, Pipridae.
GGAGCAGGGCGGGGAUCCGUGGGGCUGCUCGGCCCCUGGCCGGCGCUGUGCCCCGGUCCGGAUUAGCCCCGGCCGAUGGCUCCCCUGGGUCCUGCCGCCCCGCCGGGCGGAGCGGGGUGGCCCGGUGGCCGUCGGUGAAGGCAGCGCGGUGCCGCCCCCGGGGCCGCGGUGGGCCGGGCCGGCACUGCCGGGCAGCGGCGGCGGCGGCGCCCGCCCCGGCCCGCAGCGCACAGCGCGCAGCUUGGCUCCCCCCCGGCGCCCGGGCGGCGCGGCCCCGGGAUCGGCGGCUCCUCGAGCCCGGGAAAGAUGCUGCCGGGGUCCAUCCAGAUCUCCGGAGAGACGCUGUCGGGGGCGGAGAUCCGGGACAUUUGCGAGAGCCUGCGGGAGAACUCGGUGCGGCUGCUGUCUCUGCGGGGCUGCCAGCUCUCCGAGCGGGACUUCGGGCACGUCUGCCGUGGGGUGGCCGAAUCCCGCUCCCUCGCCCAGCUCAACCUCAACCUGGGCAUCGUCUCCAACAUCAACCGCGUCAAGCAGCUGGCCGAGGCCCUGAAGACGAACCGCUCCGUCCAGUCCCUCUUCCUCCAUGGGAGUCCCUUGACAGAUGCAGGCUUGGCCCUCCUCAAUCCUGCUCUUUCCAUCCACCCUUCGCUGGUGGCUCUGGAUCUAGGAGACUGCAUGCUGGGUGAUGAAGGCAUCAACCUUAUCUGUGGGCUCCUGCCGCCUGAUGGGGCCAAGUCCGGCCUCAAAGAGCUAACACUGAGCGCCAACCCAGGCAUCACAAGCAAGGGCUGGGGACGCCUGGCCAUUGCAGUGGCUCACAGCUCACAGCUCCGCGUGCUGAACCUGGACUACAACCCUCUAGGUGACCAGGUGGCAGGGAUGCUCGCUGUCGCUGUGGCCUCCAGUCGAACCCUCGAAGUUCUGGACUUGGAGGGAACAGGACUUACCAAUCAGUCAGCCCAGACCUUGCUGGACAUGGUAGAGAACUACCCCACAGCCCUACGGACACUCAUCCUGGCGGAGAACAACAUUAGUCCCGAGCUGCAGCAGCAGAUCUCUGACCUUCUCUCAGAGGGUGAGGAAGAGGAGGAGACAGAGGCUCAUGAAGUCACAGCCAGGGAGAAGAACCCCUGGAUCUGCCAAAACAAUUCCAGCUCCCAGAUGGUCCUGAUGACGUCAGGUCUCGGUGACAGCCUCUUAGCAGAAACAGAGAUGUAGCUGGGCUACCCUGCCUGCUUCUGCCGAGAAGAGCACCGUGCCCGCGGGGGCAGCGUGUGCCUGCCGGACCCCCGCCUCCGCUGGGCUCCCCAGCCCACUUCUCGCACAUUUCACCUCCUGUUGGCGCCUCACUCGGCUCUCUGAGCGCCGGAGCCUGGUCCGAGCAAAUCUCUACACACGUCUCUGUGUUGUCACACGCCCAGUCGGCCGCUUGUGAUUGUCCCGUCGCCGCAUGUGUAGCUCACGCCGCCUCCCCCCACGCCCGGCUGUGCCCGCAGGGCGCAGGCUGUAUUUAUUCAGAUGUGUAUAAGAGAUGUCCUUUCUAUCGCUUGUACUGCUGUCGCGAUGAGAGUUUUAUAAAGGUCACAGACGUGGUGGCACCA